AAAUCAAGGAAACUAAUACUUCAAAAAUACACAAUCUAUGAAACCAGCACAAGGGUUUACAUUGUUGGCAGUAAUGGACGGGAGACUAUGUUUAGGGUGUUGGAAAUAGAUCUCACUACAUCAAAAGAGGAAUUGUCUAUUGUUGAGGAUAAUGUGUUUUUCACAAGAAAGGAAAUCAUGAAUGUUUUGUCUAGGUUGGAAGAAACCAACGCUGAAGGGUUAACCAAGAAAUUGACAGGAUUUGGAUUACUUGGAUUCAUACGAUUUACUGACUGCUACUAUCUUUGUGUUGUUACUAAAAGGUCUCCUAUCGCAAUCCUAGGUGGUCACUAUCUUUACCAUAUUGAUGAUACACAAUUGAUCCCUAUCUCCAACAACUACAAGAAGCCAGAUAAUUACAGUGAAGAAGCCAGGUUUCUUGCCACUUUUGCAAAUUUAGAUCUUUCAAAGACUUUUUAUUUCAGUUAUACUUAUGACCUUACAAAUACUUUGCAAAGAAAUAUACUUCGGGAAAAGAAGAAAGCGUACGGGUUUCCCAAUACAGAAAAGUUCCAUGACCAAUACAAUGAAAUGUUUAUUUGGAACAGUUCUUUAUUGAAACCAAUUGUUGAAACAUAUGAUAGACUUUAUGACUGGUUUCAACCAAUUAUACAUGGCUUUAUAGAUCAGGCCAACGUGUCAAUUUUUGACAAGAAAGUUUACAUCACAGUCAUUGCAAGGAGAUCACAUCAUUUUGCUGGAGCCAGGUUUUUGAAAAGAGGUGUGAAUAAUCAAGGUAAUGUUGCCAAUGAAGUUGAAACUGAACAAAUUGUGUCAGACCUAUUGACUACAAGUUUCCAUGAUACUGGAUGUGGGUUUUAUAAUAAUCCAAGAUACACAUCUUAUGUCCAACAUAGGGGGUCAAUACCAUUGUUUUGGUCACAAGAAGGUACAAAUUUGAAACUUGCAAAACCACCUAUUGAAAUUGAUAUCAUAGACCCAUUUUUCAGCUCUGCUGCACUACAUUUUGACGAUUUGUUCAAGAGAUAUGAUAGUCCCGUAUUGAUUCUCAACUUGAUCAAGCAAAAAGAAAGAAACCCAAGGGAGACAAAAUUGCUUAAAGAAUUUGAAGAAUGCAUCAGGUAUUUGAACCAGUUUCUUCCUGAAGAAAGUAAGCUCAAAUAUACAGCUUGGGAUAUGAGUAGGGCAUCUAAAUCAGAUGGUCAAGAUGUUAUUGAAUUUUUGGAAACUUAUGCUGAUGAGACCCUUAAAACAACAAGUUUCUUCCAUAAUGGGCCAAGUCUUGAUACUACUAAGCUACAGCAAGGUAUUUGCAGAACCAAUUGUAUUGAUUGUUUGGAUAGAACCAAUGCUGCACAAUUUGUAAUUGGUAAGAGGGCACUAGGUUACCAGUUACACGCUCUUGGAAUAAUUGAUGAUGUGUUUAUAGAUUAUGAUUCAGAUGUUGUGAAUAUAUUGACAGAAAUGUUUCAUGAUCAUGGUGAUACUAUUGCCUUACAAUAUGGUGGUUCUCAUUUGGUGAAUACUAUGGAAACUUAUAGAAAGAUUAACCAAUGGUCCUCACAUUCAAGAGAUAUGAUUGAAAGUAUCAAAAGAUUUUACAGUAAUUCUUUUGUUGAUGCACAAAGACAAGAGGCAAUUAAUCUUUUUUUGGGUAACUAUGUUUGGGAAAAAGGGAAACCUAUGUUAUGGGAUUUGAAUACUGAUUAUUACUUACAUAACAUACAAUCAUUAUCAAAACAAAAAAGAAGCUAUAGAUAUUGGUGGACAGAGUCCAAUUUGAUUAAAUUCCGUGAUGCAUAUGAUGUCCCAAAAGAUGGAUUAGUGUUGAAGAAACUAGAGCCAUAUCAAGGGUUCUUUGAUAACUACUGGAAUGAAUAUUACGUUCCAAGAAGGUUGACACUGUUUGAGAAAUUAUUUGAAAUCAAUAUGAAUUCCACGCUAAGGUACAUUGCUCCAAUUGAAAAUUUGGAAGAUGCUUUUAUUAUUUCUCCAUUUAAAUCUAGAAAACAGACAUCAAUCAAUCACAAGCUUAGA
This is a messenger RNA of Hansenula anomala, 2037 nucleotides long. RefSeq names its product phosphatidylinositol-3,5-bisphosphate 5-phosphatase (gene FIG4). Gene Ontology annotation, molecular function: phosphatidylinositol-3,5-bisphosphate 5-phosphatase activity. The transcript has a single exon. Gene Ontology annotation, biological process: phosphatidylinositol dephosphorylation. NCBI's taxonomy places the organism in Eukaryota, Fungi, Ascomycota, Saccharomycetes, Phaffomycetales, Wickerhamomycetaceae. The annotation marks the transcript as partial. The record is from RefSeq and is a predicted model, not a curated record. Gene Ontology annotation, cellular component: intracellular membrane-bounded organelle.